Messenger RNA from Hydractinia symbiolongicarpus, 1771 nucleotides. RefSeq lists its product as uncharacterized. The record is from RefSeq and is a predicted model, not a curated record. Bases 74 to 811 code for a protein of 245 amino acids. Lineage: Eukaryota; Metazoa; Cnidaria; Hydrozoa; Anthoathecata; Hydractiniidae. The transcript has 5 exons.
AUUCUACUUUCAUACCAAUACAGCUGUAAGAGGAAAACAUUUGAGCAAGGAAUUUUGGAAAGUUUACUUGACAAUGACAACUCAACAACCUACUAUAGUGAACUCCGCCCUUCGAACAAAACGUCUGCGAAUUAUUUCCAAACUUGGCAACGUUCUAAUUAUCGCUGGUGUUCUAACGUUUGGUUUCAGCGUUAGUAUGUACGGUGCACUACGGAUAAAGGAUGUUCCAAUAAAUCAACACCAUACUUCACUUAUUGCGUCGUUCUGGAUCAUUGCUACUGGAAUAUUGGCUGUGUGUACUCGUCCCAAAUCACAAGGGCAAGGAUUAGUCGGGACGUUUAAUGCUUUCGCAAUUACAUCAAUUAUUUUAGCUUUCUUGGCUUUUGGCACAUCAGUAGCUGGAGUUGUAAUGUAUGCUAAAUGUGGCCGUCGUAGUCCAAAAAAUUGCCGGAAGAGUCCUGAUUAUGGAAACGUUGUAUAUGCAUUGCUUUUAGCACUACACCUGUUGGAGAUGGCUAUUUCAAUUGCAGCCACAGUGUAUGGUUUUAAAGUUUAUAACUGCUGCAGCCAUAGAUCAGGACAAGAAUCAAAUUCUCAGAUGUUUCAAGCAACAUCACGAGAUACAGUUUUCCAAAACACAAUGGCUCCGCAACCGCAGCAAAACCAAACGCUGGUUACAAGCACCUCGGGUGAGCAAUUUAUUUUGACACCUGUCAGAUCAAUGUCGCAAAGACCUCCAAUUGGCCCACCAGUUCCAGGAACCACCGAAAACGGCUACGCUGCAUUACAAUAUUCCUACAAUAAUUUUUGAUUGAAUAAUGCACGGAAAUAAAGAUAAUGGCAUUGUCUAUUGUAAAGUUGGUUUGAAGAUAUGGAUCAAAAACUAACACUUUAAUAAUAAAACAUAGUAAUCACUUACAUUAUUCACUGGAAAUAAAAUACAUUCUUUCGCAAUGGGGUUUGAAAACUUAUGAUGGACUUGUAAACUAAGUACGCCAUACUGCAACCAUCAAGGAGGUUUGGUAAUAACAAAUCAGAAUUACGAUCACGGGGUCAUAUUCCAAAUGGCGUAAUAAAAUAAUAGUAUUAAUCAUUUAAUUUAUUUAUUUAAUUGAGUUAGCAAAUUAAGAUAAAUGAAUUAAUUAUUUCAAUCCGUAAUGAGGUUUCUAAAAAAUUGCUAAGAAAUAUCAGUAACACUUUUAAUAAGAUAGACAGUACACGGCGUCGAAACACCGGGUUAAGCUACAAGUAAUUAUGUGAUCCUGGGGUAAACUUGGUGGAGCGCUUAAUAAGAGCAGCAAGCUGUGGCACACAUCCAGGUAGAGCGUUGUAACUAUACAUAUGCAGUAUGUCGUUAGUCGAAUGAAGCGCACAGUGCAACCCGUUGUUACCCUGUCAUACUUUAUUAAAUAAGUUUCCGUGAAAGUUAUAAAAUUAAUGGCAUCACCUGAGGAAGUGCUUAUUAUAGGUAAACCGUAUCCCAUAUCCGCAUAGUGAUAAUAUCCAUUUCCCCAAAAAACUGUAUCCCGUUGUUAACACUACGGUAAGCGCUAAGUAAAGGUAUACCGUGUCACACAUCUGUAUACCGUAAAUGAUCGAUUAAGCCUCCACUCCCGAAUAAGCCUCAAAACUAUAACUAUAUAUAUAACUACAAAACUACCAAAAAAUGUAACCUACUUCCCAUUUAUGUAAAGACACAGGAAACAAUCACUCAACAAUUUUCAUUAUGCUCAAUUUCCACUACAUCAAAGAUGGUGAUGAUUUGAUUGUU